GUAAUCUCGAUCAACAGAGCAUAUCCUCAAUAAUGGAUCUUCCACAAGCUCCAUCUGGUUUCAAAAUCCUGAUGUUCCCAUGGUUGGCUCACGGCCAUAUCAUCCCCUACCUUGAGCUCUCCAAAAGAUUAUUAUCCAGAAAUAAUUUCCAUUUCUACAUCUGUUCGACAGCCAUCAAUAUAUCUUCAAUCGAAAGCUUCAUCAAAGGCAACAAUUUGGGGGACUCCAUUGAAGCUGUGGAGCUCAAAUUGGAGCCAUCCGUACAGCUUCCACCACCCUACCAUACAACAAAGAAUCUUCCUUUACAUCUCAUCCCCACCCUCCUAAAAGCCUUUCAGACAACCAGAUCAAGCUUUUCCGACAUCGUCGACACGUUGAACCCUGAUUUAAUCAUCUAUGACUUGUUCCAACCAUGGGCUCCCAAACUUGCAGCAUCACGAGGUAUUCCUGCAGUUCAUUUCUAUAUUGCUGGAGCAGCUACAAGGUCGUACGGCUACCACCUACAUAACAAUUACUUCCCAGAACUACAACUGAAUGAUUAUGAGAAGAUGAGUCUUGGUGAAAAGAUAAAGCUAAUCAAUGCUGUCUUUGAAGAGGGGGAGACGUUCAGUGAUAAUCUCGAACUAUCGACUGAAGUUGUCCUGUUGAAGACCAGUUGGAGCUUCGAGGGGAAGUACAUAAACUAUUUCUCCGAUUCUUGCAACAAGAAAAUUUUGCCGACAGGUCCUCUUGUCACGGACGCUAAUUCUUCUUCGGAUGAGAAUUCAGACAUAUUACAGUGGCUAAGCAAGAAAGAUCAUCAUUCGACUGUUUACAUUUCAUUCGGGAGCGAAUACUUCUUGUCGGGGGAAGAAGUCGAGGCAAUAGCAAAAGGGUUAGAGCUUUGCGAGGUGAACUUCAUUUGGGUUCUAAGAUUUCCUCUUGGGGAGGAGACAAAGACCAUAGAAGAGACACUUCCAUUAGGGUUUCUUGAGAGGGUUAAGGAAAGAGGUGUAGUGACAGGAUGGGCACCACAGGCAAAGAUUCUACAACAUCCUGGAAUUGGUGCAUUUCUAAGUCACUGUGGAUGGAGUUCGAUAAUGGAGAGUAUGUACUUUGGGGUUCCCAUUAUAGGGAUGCCGAUGAAAGCCAUUAUGCUUAUCGACGCCAAUAUGUUGGUGGGGUGUGGUGUUUCUUUAAGGAUUCCGAGAAAGGACAAUGAAGGGUAUAUAGGUGAGGACAUAGCAACGGUGAUGAGUGAUGUUAUUUUUGGAAAAAGUGGAGAGAGGCUGAGGCGUAGAGCUGAAGAAUUGAGUGAGAAGAUGAGGAUGGAAGAAGUUGAAGAGAUGGACAUCGUGGCGAACCAACUAUGGAAGAUUUGUUUAGAGAAUCGACCAUAAGAGCAUAUCUUACAAUCACUUUCUUUGUUACAUUCUUAGUUUUAGUUAGUAUCUUUAUUAUAAAAUACGGUUAACAAUGCACAUAUUACAUUCUGUAAGAUCAAAUUCAGACGCCUCGAGAUCUUGUCUAUCGCGCAUAGUUUGUCUAGUGUGACUUAUUUUGGGCUUAAUUUACAAGCUAUUAGAUUUGUGGAUGUGAGU
Andrographis paniculata is the source of this 1580-nucleotide messenger RNA. RefSeq names its product UDP-glucosyltransferase 29-like. Bases 33 to 1379 code for a protein of 448 amino acids. NCBI's taxonomy places the organism in Eukaryota, Viridiplantae, Streptophyta, Magnoliopsida, Lamiales, Acanthaceae. The transcript has a single exon. The record is from RefSeq and is a predicted model, not a curated record. Gene Ontology annotation, molecular function: UDP-glycosyltransferase activity.